AUGGGACAUCAUAAAUGGAUGAAGAUGGUUCCCUCCAUCUGGAGGGAAGGCAGGUGGGCGAUUCGAAGCAUGCUCUGGGUGAAGAAAGAGGUAGAGGCGGAACAAGUGCCGAUAGAGUCCCCCGAUCUCACGGCAGCGGUCAUCCGGCUCCCCAAGCGACUGAUUUUCAUAGCAUCGGUUUAUGUUGAAGGGGGCGAUGCCUCAGCUCUGGACGACGCAUGCAAUCACUUACGGAACGCGAUCACGAAGGUGCGGCGAGACACAGGCGCGGUGGUGGAGGUGUUGAUCGUGGGAGACUUCAACCGACACGAUCAACUCUGGGGAGGAGACGACGUGUCCUUGGGAAGACAGGGCGAAGCGGAUCAAAUCGUCGAUCUUAUGAAUGAAUUUUCCCUCAGCAGUCUGCUCAAACGGGGUACAAAGACAUGGCAUGGCGUAGGACAGACUGGGGACUGCGAGUCCACGAUCGACCUCGUCCUAGCCUCGGAAAACCUGACAGACUCCAUGGUUAAGUGUGCCAUACUCGGGACAGAUCACGGUUCGGAUCACUGCGGCAUUGAGACCGUAUUCGAUGCCCCAUGGUCGCCCCCAAAGCAUCAGGAACGACUACUGCUAAAAAACGCUCCAUGGAAAGAGAUCAAUGUCAGGAUUGCGAACACCCUAGCCGCCACUCAGUUAGAAGGCACGGUGCAGCAGAAGACCGAUCGACUCAUGUCGGCGGUCUCCGAGGCGGUACGUGCCUUAACACCAAAGGUCAAACCGUCACCACACGCAAAGCGAUGGUGGACAGAUGACUUAACGCAGCUCCGUCAAAUAUAUACAUACUGGAGGAAUCGUGCCCGUUCCGAACGGCGAGCCGGGCGAAAGGUACCACGCCUAGAAGAGGCUGCUGAGGCUGCAGCGAAACAAUAUCACGAUGCCAUCCAGCAACAAAAGAAAAAGCACUGGAACGAAUUCCUUGUAGACAACGAUAACAUAUGGAAGGCCGCUAAAUACCUCAAGUCGGGAGAUGAUGCAGCGUUUGGAAAGGUCCCGCAGCUCCUGAGAGCAGAUGGAACCACCACUACUGAUCACAAGGAGCAGGCAGCAGAACUACUGACGACGUUCUUUCCGUCUCUGCCGGACAUUAUCGACGAUGAAGGGAGGAGACCAGAAAGAGGAUCGGUUGAAAUGCCAGCCAUCACGAUGGAAGAGGUAGAGCGGCAACUGUGGGCGGCCAAGUCCUGGAAAGCGCCCGGAGAAGACGGCCUGCCGGUGGUAGUCUGGAAAAUGACGUGGCUCACGGUUAAGUACAGGGUUCUCGACCUGUUCCAAGCCUCACUGGAAGAGGGCACGUUGCCAAGACAGUGGAGACACGCGAAGAUCAUACCGCUCAAAAAGCCCAACAAAGAAAAUUACAGCAUUGCCAAAGCAUGGAGACCAAUUUCACUCCUCGCGACACUGGGCAAGGUAUUGGAAUCGGUGGUUGCAGAAAGGAUCUCACACGCGGUGGAGACUCACGGUCUGCUCCCGACUAGCCACUUCGGAGCCCGAAAGCAACGGUCCGCUGAGCAAGCACUCGUGUUCUUGCAGGAGCAAAUCUACACGGCGUGGCGCGGCCGACGAGUAUUAAGCUUGAUCAGCUUCGAUGUCAAAGGAGCCUACAAUGGAGUGUGCAAAGAACGACUUCUUCAGAGGAUGAAAGCGCGAGGCAUACCGGAGGAUCUGCUCCGGUGGGUUGAGGCGUUCUGUUCAGAACGAACGGCGACCAUUCAAAUCAAUGGGCAAUUUUCUGAGGUCCAAAACCUACCUCAGGCGGGACUGCCACAGGGCUCGCCACUGUCCCCGAUCUUAUUUCUUUUCUUUAACGCAGACCUUGUACAACGACAGAUUAUCAGCCAAGGAGGAGCAAUCGCGUUUGUGGACGAUUUUACUGCAUGGGUGACCGGACCAACUGCUCAGAGUAACCGGGAGGGCAUCGAAGCAAUUAUUGCUGAAGCGCUCGACUGGGAGAAAAGGAGCGGAGCGACUUUUGAGGCUGAGAAAACAGCCAUCAUACACUUCGCCCCCAAGGCUCACAAAAUAGAUCAGGAGCCUUUCACUAUCAAGGGACAGACCAUUGUGCCGAGAGACCAUGUCAAGAUCUUGGGCGUUCUCAUGGACACGAGACUCAAAUACAAGGAACAUAUCGCGAGGGCAGCGUCCAAAGGCCUAGAAGCAGCCAUGGAGCUUCGGCGACUUCGCGGCCUAACGCCAGCGACCGCACGGCAGCUGUUCACAUCGACGGUGGCCCCGGUGGUCGAUUACGCCUCGAGCGUCUGGAUGCACGCUUGCAGGGACAAAGCCAGCGGACCGAUCAACCGAGUCCAAAGGGUGGGAGCGCAAGCAAUUGUAGGGUCAUUUCUCACAGUUGCGACCAGUGUUGCGGAGGCAGAGGCUCACAUCGCCGCUACACAACGUCGUUUCUGGAGACGGGCCGUGAAGAUGUGGACGGACAUUCACACCCUGCCAGAAACCCAUCCGCUCCGCCGGAGUACAUCGUGGAUCAAGAAGUUCAGGAGAUACCACCGCUCACCAUUGUACCAGGUAGCGGACGCACUGAAAAACAUCGAGAUGGAGACACUAGAUACCAUCGAUCCGUUCGUGUUGGCACCAUGGGAGACUCGCGUGCAGACCGAUGUUGAAGCAAUGGCGGACUCACAUGCAGUACCGGGCGGAUCAAUUCAAGUUGCGGUCAGCAGCUCGGCUCGGAACCGCCUUGUGGGAUUUGGGGUUGCGAUCAAGAAACAGCCACCUCGGUAUCGAAAGUUGAAACUGAAGAGCUUUUUCGUGACACUUGGCGCAAGAUCAGAACAGAACCCAUUCUCCGCAGAGCUAGCAGCAAUGGCACAUACAUUGAACAUGCUAGCGGGACUGAAAGACUACCGGAUCACGCUGCUCACGAGCAACAAAGCAGCUGCCCUCUCAAUAAGGAACCCUCGGCAACAGUCGGGCCAGGAGUUUGUUCGCCAAACGUAUAAGUUGAUCCAAAGACUGCAGAGAAACGGAAACCACAUCAAUAUUCUGUGGGUCCCUACCAGUAACGACAAUAAGCUGCUAGGUCUGGCCAAGGAGCAGGCCAGGACCGCGACCCUGAAGGAUGCCGUCCCGCAAGAAGCGGUCCCCAGGAUGAAGUCGACAACACUGAAUCUCGCUCGGUCUCAAGCAACUGCCUACAAUGACUUGCCGGAGAACGUAGGAAGACACGUGAAACGAGUAGAUGCAGCUUUGCCAGGAAAACACACUCGACAGCUGUAUGAUCGAUUAUCGUGGAAAGAAGCGAGCGUGCUGGCUCAACUCCGGACUGGCAUGGCUAGACUCAACGGUUACCUCCAUCGGAUCAACGUUGCAGAUUCGGACCAGUGUGCAUGUGGACAAGCAAGAGAGACCGUGGAACACUUCCUCUUCCGAUGUCGGAAAUGGACCACACAACGAAUAGCAUUGCUGCAAUGUAGCAACACUCACCGGGGCAAUCUCUCCUUCUUCCUGGGCGGGAAAUCGCCCUCUGAUAAUCCGCAAUGGACGCCGAACUUAGAAGCCGUGCGAGCCUCAAUACGAUUCGCGAUCGCCACAGGCCGACUCGACGCCUCUUAA
This is a messenger RNA of Penicillium brasilianum, 3612 nucleotides long. Lineage: Eukaryota; Fungi; Ascomycota; Eurotiomycetes; Eurotiales; Aspergillaceae. The record is from the annotation of a GenBank genome assembly.